AUGGAGUUGAUGGAACUUGUCGACAACGAGCCGACGGCUCGACCCUUUCAGUGCGACUGGGAUACGUGCAGAAAGUGUUUUAACCGCAAGUCCGACCUCCAAAGGCAUUAUCGGAUACAUACGAAUGAGAGACCGUACUCCUGUACAACAGAAGGAUGUGGUAAAAGCUUCAUACAACGCAGCGCCUUGACGGUCCAUAUCCGCACUCACACCGGCGAGAAACCUCAUCAAUGUCAACAUGCUGGAUGUGGCAAGCGUUUCUCGGAUUCUUCGAGUCUGGCUCGACAUCGACGCAUCCACACGGGCAAACGGCCUUAUAAUUUCUGCCGGAAAACAACCAUGGUCAAACAUCAGAGGCGUUCCCACCAGAGGGGGGUCCAUUCAGAGAUGGAAGAUUUUUCUUCUGAGUCGGACAGCGGCGAGUCUCCGUCUACUCCCAAGCAACCUGGUAUGUGGCCAACAGGCCACUUGACAAGCGGGCUUCCGGAUUUGCAGGACCACGCCGUCCAGCGAGCGUCGUCCUUUGCCGACUUUGGUCAAGUAAGCCAAUACGACAUAUCGCAGCAGCAGUACGGCCACCGGCACAGUAUCUCCGGCGGAGGCGCCCACGAAUACCAUAGCGAAAUACUCCGGUCGUUUCAACACCCCGCACUUCAAGGGCUUCAGCGCACGGCCAGCGUACCCCAGCAUCCUUACUAUGUGACAGACCAGAACAACCCUGGCAUCGCGACAAUGAACACGAAUCCGAUGCCACAGUACCAAAUACCGAGGCAGCAACCUGAGCGACUCCCACUAGAAAUUCCGUACAACACGGCGAGGAAUAUGGUGAGCUCGAUACAGAAUAGCCCUGAUAGCUUCACGACUGCAAUUUCAGGUCAUAGCCCGACAGGUCAUGAUAGCUAUUACACGCACCAGUCUCCGCAUGCGACGACGUAUUCGCUAAACACAACGCCUAUCAUGGAGCAACCCAUGACGCAGUUCCCUCAGCAAGUCGCCCAGCCAGUUCAUCAGCAAAUCCAUCAGCAAGUCCACCAACAGGUCCAUCAGCAGGUCCAUCAGCAGGUUCAUCAACAGGUCCACCAACCGAUCCAUCCUUCCCAGCCGGUGCAAUCUCAGAUGCCUCCGAUGCAACAAAUUCAGCAAGUCCAACAGGUUCAGCAAACUCAGCAGGUUCAUCAGGUUCAUGAUCAAUAUCAGCCAGCGCCAACGCAACAUGAUGACCAUUGGUACAACGCAAUACCUUACCAACAACCGGUUGAGAUUCCUACCAUCGGUCAAGUACCGUCUUUCGGGGCUGCGCAAGAUUACCCGUGGCUCGUCAAGCCGGAUUUUGACGAGGACACGUCGACGCAGAUGCCAAGUUCAAGAGUCGAUGACUUAUGA
This is a messenger RNA of Daldinia decipiens, 1383 nucleotides long. RefSeq lists its product as uncharacterized. Gene Ontology annotation, biological process: regulation of transcription by RNA polymerase II. The record is from RefSeq and is a predicted model, not a curated record. The transcript is spliced from 4 exons. Gene Ontology annotation, molecular function: DNA-binding transcription factor activity, RNA polymerase II-specific; RNA polymerase II cis-regulatory region sequence-specific DNA binding. The coding region runs from base 1 to 1383 and encodes 460 amino acids. Lineage: Eukaryota; Fungi; Ascomycota; Sordariomycetes; Xylariales; Hypoxylaceae. Gene Ontology annotation, cellular component: PcG protein complex; transcription regulator complex.